AUGUCAAGCUACGCCCCUCUCCUGGCAAUACUCGUGGCUGUUGUGUGUGCUCAGACGGCCGAUCUUUCACAAUAUGUUCUUACAGCUAUGGGUGGGGCCAAUGGGGGCAACACUUUCCCUGGCGUCUCACUCCCGUUUGCCAUGGUAAAGCUUGGGCCGGACGUCCUGGCUGGAGGAGACAGCUAUUCCGGAUCCCAACCCACAGGCAACUUCACAGGUUUCUCCAUGAUGCACGAGAGUGGAACGGGAGGUGCCCCAAAAUAUGGGGUGGUUUCCCAGAUGCCAGUGCUAGGGCAUAUCAGCAACCCUCUAGUCGAUCAGAACCAACCUCGCAGUCAACCAGAUAUCACUUCUGUAGGCUACUACAAAGCUACCCUGGCACCUAAUAUCACGGUGGAACUUAGUGCAACCAGCCGAGCUGGCUUCUAUCAGUAUACUUUCCCACCUGGAAAACAAACCAAUGUGGUUGUGGAUGUGUCUCAUAUCCUCCCUUCACGCAGGAACAAAGGCCUUUCCCAACACUAUGUCCGUGGGAACAUCACGACCUCCGGGAGUCAUUACGAAGGCUUUGGAGAUUACAAUAAUGGCUGGAACCGAGCGCCUGACUGGAGGGUCUAUUUCUGCGGAUAUUUCGAUACUCCAGCCAUGGUCAAGACCUUUGUCGAGCAGAGUCCGGAUACAGGCAUUCUAUCUCGGUACAGUGAUGUGCCCACUGCUGCAUCGACCGCUCGUAUUGGGGCAGUUUUUAGUUUCAACACAGUCAGUGUUACCUCCAGAGUUGGAAUUUCGUUUAUCUCGGGGAUCCAGGCAUGUCACAAUGUCAACACUCAGAUGCCGGCCGGGACGACGCUUUCAUCGCUGACGACUAAUGCAAAGAAGGUAUGGAACGAGGACGUAUUGUCGAAAGUUACUACCACUGAAACCAAUUUGGGUAACCUGCAAAUGCUGUAUAGCUCAAUGUACUUCAUGCAUCUAAUACCAUCGAACCGUACUGGCGAGAACCCACUGUGGAAGUCAACAGAACCAUAUUAUGACGACACCUUCACUACAUGGGACCUCUUCCGCUGCACAUUCUCCUUGCUACAAGUAUUUCAACCCAGCAUGUACGAAGAGUACAUCCGGUCCCUCAUUGAUAUUUUCCGCUUUGAAGGAUAUAUGCCUGAUGGUAGGUCGUCUAAUUUUAACGGUGUGACUCAAGGAGGGUCCAAUUCAGACAAUGUUCUUGCCGAUGCAUAUGUGAAGGGUGUGCGAGGUGCAGUGAACUGGACCACCGGAUACGAAGCUAUGGUUAAAGAUGCAGAGGUAGCUCCAGUCAACAACAACGAUCCUCGAGACCCAUCGUCAUCAACAAAGGAAGGUAGAGGGGCACUUCCAGACUGGCUCAAGUAUGGCUUCAUCACACCGAAAUACGGUCGAGCCGUUACUCGAGCGGUGGAGUAUUCGGUCAAUGAUUUCUCGCUAUAUCAAGUAGCCAUGGGGCUUGGAAAAAAGGUAGACGCAGAGAAGUAUAUCAAGCGAUCUCGCAACUGGAGGAACCACUGGGAUCCAAAUGCUACUUCGGUCAACUUUACUGGGUUCUUGGUGCCUCGGAGCUCAGACGGCUUCAUCGCGCAAGACCCUCUCUCUUGCGGAGGGUGCUAUUGGGCAGACGCGUAUUAUGAGGCGCUACCAUGGGAAUACUCUUUCAACUCACACCAUGACAUCAACACCCUCAUCGCUUUGUCUGGAGGCCCCGAUACAUUUACUUCUCGUCUCAAAAUGACGUUCAAACCAGGCGUUAAUCCCACCAGCCGCUCAUCGGGGUUUAACAAUACCAUUUUUAACCCAGGAAAUGAACCUUCAUUUACGACGCCGUACUUGUACAACUUCGUUGGGAGACAAGACCUAAGUGUCAAGCAAAGCCGCAGUAUCGCAAACUCAUACUACCUCCCAACACCAGGUGGACUACCGGGAAACAGCGAUGCAGGCGCUAUGGAGUCAUGGCUUCUUUGGAAUAUGCUAGGCCUAUACCCACUUGUAGGGCAAACGACCUUUUUAAUAGGCUCCCCUUGGUUCGUAAACACAAGCAUCUCUCUGUCUGCCGGCCAAAAAUUGACGAUUACGGCCAUUGGCGGCUCAAGAAAUUCCUACUAUGUCCAGUCACUGAAUGUGAAUGGACAGCAAUGGAACCAAUCUUGGCUGACAUGGGCCGAUAUAUUUGAUAACGGUGGUACGAUGGACUUUGUCCUUGGCCCCGAGCCGCGAAACUGGACGACGGGGAAACCACCACCUAGUCCUGCGAGUGAGUUUGCGGACACUACAGCACCAAGCAUGAUUGUGCCACCAGGAAGAGUGCAUCCAGCUCCAAGUCUAGAAACACAAGCCAAUCACUCGCGAGGAAGGAAAUUGCGGAGGGAUGUGGCUUUGGCACUAAUGGGCGGAAUUUUAGGAGUGGUGGCUGGGGCAGCGUUCCUUUGGUGGUUCAACUUCGGGAAACUCAAGAUAUUCACCUGGUCGAAGAGUCCUGUUCAAGUGGAAAGAAUUUCAGAGAUGGAGGAAGGAGCACAAAGUGUGAAUCUGGAAGAGAUUGGUAGGAAGAUGAGGUCUACCGGGCUGCUAUCAUGGCCAAGAAGGAUUUUCAAGAACUGGCCCUUCAGGUUUGCCAAGAUACCACCAGCGGAGGAAACCACGGUUGCAAAUAGAAAGGCAGAAUAUGAGAAGAAAGGGGAAGAGCUCGAAAUUACUGUUGUCAAGGUACCUCCAGGGCCAACGAAGCCGAAGGAAGUGUGCUCGAGCUCAGAUGCAGACGCAGACAUUCUCGCUGACUACGUCCUGGCCCUCCUUCGACACGAUGGCGACACAGAAACCGUUCGAGCGCUGUGCAUGGCUGAAAUUCCACCCUUUCUAGGAGACGAUUCGCCCCUCUUCGUUCAAGACGUAUUCAAUGCCAUUCACUACAAGUCGUACAUCCCGGGUGCUGCGGCCCCUCCACGGCCUUCUGCACCGUUUGCGCCACCAACGGGACCCUCGAUACCGACUUAUGGAAACGCUGCACUAGGGGCGCCGUAUGGAGCACCGAACGGCUCGAGGAAGCGCUCAUAUAAUGACCGAGGUGAUGGUGAUGCCCAGCAGUAUCCUAGCGAUCCGAAUGGAAGGUUAUUCAAGCAGCCGCGACGGGGAGGCCCUAUUCCAGGCCGUGGAGGGUUUGAUAAUUUCAGUGGAAGAGGGGGUUAUCCCAGAGGUCGGCCACCUAUGCAUCAAGGACCGCUUCCUGCGCAAGGCUUUAUGCCUCCCAUGCCCAGCCCUCCUCCUGGCAUGCCUCCCUUUGAUCCUACGGAUCCGACCUCGUUUAUGUACGCCCUGCAAGGGAUGGGUUUCCCAACUCCCGAGCUUGGAGGAUUACCUACCGGACCUAGUACGCAUCCAAGGAAACAGAGAUGUCGAGAUUACGAUCAGAAGGGUUUCUGCGCAAGAGGGAAUACUUGCAUGUAUGAGCAUGGCGACAACUCUAUUUUUGUCCCGCCCGGAAAGACGACUGACGAGUACGAUCCUUCAAAUGCAAGUCUCAUGGCAGGAGUUGAGAAGAACGAGAGUGAUGGUGGUUCCUUCGGCUUCGGUAAUACAAGGGAUGCGGAUCGGGGCAGAGGGGGUAGAGGCCGUGGCGGAGGAUCACGAGGUGAUCGUGGUGGCCAGUUCAGCAAUCCUAAUAGACGAGGAGGGAGAGCAGAAUUCUCGUCUGACAGGCCUAAUCACGAUAGGAGCAAGACUGCUAUCGUAGUCGAAAAUAUUCCAGAGGACAAGUUCUCGGAGGAUGAGGUUCGAGAGUUCUUCUCCCAGUUCGGGACCAUACUUGAUAUCUCAAUGAGACCAUACAAGCGGCUGGCAAUCGUCAAAUAUGAGGAUUGGAAUGCUGCAAAUGCUGCAUAUACCUCACCAAAGGUCAUCUUUGAUAAUAGAUUUGUCAAAGUCUACUGGUUUUCUAAUACAGAAUCCUUACCACGACCGGCUGGGUUCAGUACAGACAAAGAUGCAGCAAAGAACGGUGUUGCAAAUACACCUUCAAAUGAAACGAGAGCGGCUUCGGAUCCACAGAUCGACGUUGAAGAAUUUGCCCGUAAACAGGAAGAGGCUCAGAAAGUUUAUGAGGAGAAGAUGAAACGGAAGCAGGAAAUGGAAACAGCACGGAAAGAAUUAGAAAAACGCCAGGAAGAACUCGCAAAGAACAGAGCAGAGGAAAAGAGGAAGCUCAUGGAAAAGUUAGCUGCCAAGACGGGAAGAUCUUCAGCUACGCCGGGCACUGAAUUGGACGGUGGCGCUCCUGCCCCAGCAGGUGAUGGGAAGACUACCUCGCAGACCGAAGCACUCAAAGCACAACUUGCCGCAUUAGAGGCCGAAGCCCAGUCGUUGGGACUCGAUACCUCGCUGACGGAUGAUACCUCAUUUGCGUUUCGAGGGCGUGGCCGUGGACGUGGGGGCUAUAGAGGGAGAGGGACAUAUGCUCCUCGUGGCUAUCGUGGAGGUUUCAGGGGUCGUGGCGGAGCACCUUUUGCAGGAGGGACGUAUAGGCUCGACAACCGACCUAAAACAGUGGCUUUGACUGGUCUUGAUUUCUCCGAUGCCGAAAAGGACGAGGGUCUUAGACAAUACCUGCUUGGCAUCGGGGACUACACCGACAUAGACACGACGCCGGUACGGACAACCAUCACAUUCAAAGAGCGCUUCAUGGCCGAGAAAUUCAUGCGCAGCCUCUCGGACGGCGAGAUACCCUCGGUCGGCAAAGUCGAGCUGGCAUGGGUGCAGACCCCUCUACCCCCCGUCAAUCUCAACAAUACGUCUAAACCCCACGGUGACGACACAGCUAUGGACGAAGGGGAUGCCAUGGCUAUGGAAUCUAGCCCCCCACGCGGAAUGGCGUCGCACGAGAGAGAACCGAUGGAGAAUUUGGAUUACGAUAUCGCUGAUGAUAACGAAUGGGGUCCUCAAUAA
Molecule: messenger RNA, 4965 nt
Organism: Venustampulla echinocandica
Lineage: Eukaryota; Fungi; Ascomycota; Leotiomycetes; Helotiales; Pleuroascaceae
Exons: 4
Coding region: 1-4965 (1654 amino acids)
Biological process (GO): protein quality control for misfolded or incompletely synthesized proteins; glycoprotein catabolic process; protein deglycosylation
Cellular component (GO): nucleus; cytosol
Molecular function (GO): metal ion binding; peptide-N4-(N-acetyl-beta-glucosaminyl)asparagine amidase activity; RNA binding
Source: RefSeq, a predicted model, not a curated record